Molecule: messenger RNA, 771 nt
Organism: Vombatus ursinus (common wombat)
Lineage: Eukaryota; Metazoa; Chordata; Mammalia; Diprotodontia; Vombatidae
Product: elongation factor 1-alpha-like
Biological process (GO): translational elongation; translation
Molecular function (GO): translation elongation factor activity; GTP binding; GTPase activity
Source: RefSeq, a predicted model, not a curated record
AUGCGCGCAUCUGCCUCCAUCAACCUCCUGGAAAUUGCUUGGGUUCUGGCAUCAUUCCCUUUUUUUCUUACGAGGCAGGAAACUCACAGCAACAUUGUGGUCACAGGCCUUGUGGACUCAGGGAAGUCCACCAUCAUGGGACCCCUCAUCUACAAAUGCUGGUGCAUCAAUAAAAGGAUCAUCCAGAAGUUUGAGAAGGAGGCUGCACAGAUGGGGAAAGGCUCCUUCAAGUAUGCCUGGGUCCUGGACAAGCUAAAGACAGAGCAGGAAAGGGACAUCACCACUGACAUUUCCCUGUGGAAAUUCAAGGCUAGGAAAUACUAUAUCAUCAUCAUUGGCCCUGGCCAAAGGAGCUUCAAGAACGUGAUCAUCAGCACCUCCCAGGUACUGUGGGCUGUAUCAGGAGGAGUGGAUGAUGGGCAGACCGGGGAACAUGCCCUGCUGGCCUGCAUCCUGGGUGUGAAGCAGCUCAUUAUAGCCGUCAAUAAAAUGAAUUUCACUGAUCCCAUUCCUACCCCCAAUACAAUGAAAAGCAAUUUUUUGGAAAUCACCAAGAAAGUAACCAAUUAUAGUAAGAAGACUGGCUAUAAUUCAGCUAUGGCGUCUUUUGCAUCCUCCUCAAGCUAUACCAUGCCUGUGGCAUGGGAUAUCAGCUUCUUGAAGGCAGGCAUGGUAGUAACAGUCGCCCCUAGCAAUGUCACCAUAGAGGCUGUGGAGAUGCUUAUAAGGCUGUGUCCAAGGCCCCACCUGGUGACAUCAGUUUCAAUGUAA